GUGUGUGUAUAAAGCGGUGUGUCGUUUCGUCGCUGCACCGAUCGAACCGUGCGAUUUUUCUCUGCUCUCGGGAGAGGCUGCCUUUGUUCGCGUGCACCGGGAUAUCGAUAUCUCGGCCAGUGGCGUGUACGAAAACGGAAACGGAGGAAGCGUUGGCUGCUCCUCCGGGCUGCUCGUUGUCGCCGUGCGUCGGGAAGGUAGUACAGUGGGGUGGAGCGGCGCCGUCCCGACGUCGCUCGCGGACCCGAUAACACCGGACCACGAUUACCCAGUGCCCUAGUCUUCGAAUGUGCGUGUGCUUACGCGCGUGUACUCGCGUCGAGUCGUAAUUACGCGAGAGAGAAAGAAAGAAAGGGAAGGAGAGGAAAAAUGUGACUGUGAAAUUGAGGAGAGAGAGAAAAAAAAAGAAAAGAAAAGAACGAUCGAGACGUUUUCGAGAAUGAACGCGUUCGAGAAUAUUUGAAAGAGUUAUUAUGAAACCGAUCAGGACGUUGAGGAUCGUAUCUUCGUUCACGAGAAAGGAUCGUGUUACUUGACCUAUCCGUCAUUAUCGUGACUGCUACUAAAAUAUUCUCCCAAGUUUUGAAAAAAUAGAUAUAAUAAUCGUUUUCGUGGCGAAGCAAGUGUGAAUAAGAUAGAGAAGGAAGAAUUAUCGAGGGAGGGGUAAGAUCUUGGAGGGUAACCCCCUCGAGUAGGGGGCACCCUCUUGCGAGAACCCAGCUGGCCUGUGCAUGAUUCCGUCACUGCACGACGGUGGUGACGAAGGGGCUGAUGUCAGUGCGGCCACUCGGCGCCCGCUCCGUGGCUCGGAUGCGCGAACGCGACACCCGCAUCGUCGUCGUACCGCGAGUGAAGCUCCCGGCGGAGGCGGAGGCGGCAGUAGCAGCGGCCGAUGACGGUGAUGGUCAGCCGCGAAACAGUGGUGACUGGUGACUGGUGCACGAUCAAACGCAAUCUCUGUACACGGCCGCUCUGUACACCGUGGUGCCGUGGCGGCGGUCGGUCGGUCGGUUCCGGGGGCGCAGCUUCGGGGAAAUAAUGCGCGUUAGGCACGUUACGAGACGACGAGGACGACGGUACGAAGCGAGGGACCCGAGCGGCCAGCCGCGGGUGCAGCUGCAGCAACGCAAUUAUGUACGCGUACGGUUUCGAGAUCACGUAGUGGCUGCCGUGUAAUUAUGUUGUCAUCGACGCGCGGCGCGCCCUGUGUAGCUUCACGGUGAAAAUCUGGCGUGAGCGGUGCCGCGGUGGAACGGGGAACAUGGCGUCGGUCUCGGCCGAGACUCCAGCCAGCCAUGGGCACAGCUUCAGCAAGAAGACGUUUCACAAGCCGACGUACUGCCAUAGCUGCACCGACAUGCUGUGGGGCCUCAUACAGCAGGGGUACAUCUGCGAAGUUUGCAACUUCGUGGUGCACGACCGCUGUCUCAAGGCCGUCGUCUCUCCCUGCUCCAGCAUCGCGGCAAGCCUCAUUAAGAAUCCAGUUGCACACUGCUGGUCCGAACAGGUACAUCAUAGAAGAAAAUUCUGCAACGUCUGUCGUAAACGGCUCGAUGAUAAUCUAUCCAUACAUUGUGAAAUAUGCGAAUACUUCGCGCACACGGAGUGCCAGGAUUUUGCCGUGGCAGAUUGCAAGGAGAACGCCACGUAUCUGCCCGGGAAGGACUUGGCGCAGGUAAACCACACUCAUCACUGGCGAGAAGGCAAUCUUCCCAGCAGUUCGAAAUGCGCUGUCUGCAAGAAAAAUUGUUUUUCUGCCGAGUGCCUUUCCGGGUUUCGUUGCGAGUGGUGCGGCAUGACGUUGCACUCUUACUGUUAUAAAAAUAUCCCGCAAGAAUGCACGUUUGGGAACUUGGAACCAAUCUACUUACCACCACACGCAGUCAGCAUUCCACGUACGGAAGUUCCCAUGGAGGCCAUCAUCGGUGUACAAGUACGUCGAAAAGAAGCCCUGGCGCGUGAGUAUUCCUGCCAUAACAUCGGAGAGCAAUUCGAUUUCGCUGAGAGUGAACAAAUUGGGGCUGCAGGCCGUCUAGCCGAAGCUUUGAGGCGCCUUUCACUAGUUUUGCCACGUAGCUGCCAUGGAAAAUGUCAUGCUUCCCCUCCUUAUGUUCGAGCACGAAGCAUAUCGGAAGAGUUCAGCAGCGGGGAUGCAAGGUAUCGCGACAACGGCGAACCAGGACCGGGUAGCGCGCACGGUCGCGAUCCGCGUUCACCGAAGGAGAAAGAAGAUAAAGAAAGAGGUGACGAAGAGAUGAUCAAGGUGUACGACGGCAACAAUUCCCUGAGGAGGCGGAUAUUUCGGGUGAUCACGGUGCCCCGGCAAGCCACCACCGAACAGGUCCUGACGUCGGCGCUUCGCGCAUUUCACAUCACGAAAGAUCCUAGCAACUUUUACCUCACCGACGUGUACGCCACGGAUGAAACCGAAUUAUGCGAUCCAAAUCCGGUUCUGAACUUGAAUCGAAAAGAGGGCAAACGUCCGGCUGUCUUCUUACGGUUCAAGGAUAGCGAAAGCGGAGAGGUACGCGUCUAUCCGGGCAAAUUACAGGUGUCGGAGUCGUUCUGUAUAGUGCCUGUCACAGAGGCGACAACGAUCGCGGAUUUGAUCGAGGAAGCGCUUCAAAAGUUCGGCUUGCAAAAUUUUAAAUCGGAAGAUUACAGAUGCAGCGAGAUUCUUCUGGAUCAUGGUGUCACCGAAAGAGUGUUGUGCCGCGACGAGAAGCCGUGGGAAAUCGUGAAGCAGCUCGGCAAAGAUUCGAUCAGGCAAAUGGAAUUGAUGCGGUUUUACCUUCAGCUUAAACAGGAUCCCCAUGGACCCAAUUUAGCUUUGUUCGUGGGAAAUUUGCCGCCAAAUCUCUCCGAAAGGAGUUACGAGAACAUGUUGACCGAAUUCUUAGGCAAAGAAAACAAAUUCUCAUCCAUCGGUCCGAUAUACUACGAGUACGGGUCGAUGGUGAUCAUUUACGAGGACUCGAACAAGGCUGUUACAGCGUUGUACACGUUAAGGGAAUCAAAAUACGAGGACAAACAUCUUUUAGUUAUGCUGUUACCAAGUAUCGAGCCGAGCAUGGUGCCUCCUGGUGUUCAACCUCUACUCGUGUUCGUGAACGUGAAAUCUGGCGGUUGCCAAGGGCUUCAAUUGAUCUCCAGCUUUCGAAAACUUUUGAAUCCUUAUCAGGUGUUCGAUCUCGACAAUGGAGGUCCGCUUCCUGGCCUCUACGUUUUCCGUCACAUAAAGGAUUACAAAAUCUUGGUUUGCGGUGGCGACGGGACAAUAGGAUGGGUGUUGCAGUGUUUGGACAACGUGGGCCAGGAUAGCGAGUGUUCCUCGCCUGCUUGCGCCAUUGUUCCCCUUGGCACAGGAAACGAUCUUGCCCGUGUCCUGUGCUGGGGUUCCGGUUACACAGGCGACGAAGAUCCCCUCAACUUGCUUCGGGACGUGAUCGACGCGGAAAAAUCCAUGCUGGACAGGUGGACGGUUGUGUGCCACACGGAGGAGAAAGAGGACAAGCAAUCGUCCACUAACGCGGGAGGAGCGGGUGCACCCAGCGAAGACAAUACGCAAAUAUUGGUGAUGAACAAUUACUUCGGUAUCGGCCUCGAUGCCGAUCUCUGUUUAGACUUUCACAACGCCAGGGAAGAAAAUCCGAACAAAUUUAAAAGCAGAUUGCGUAACAAAGGGGUGUACGUGACAAUGGGUUUGCGAAAAAUGGUAAAACGGAAACCGUGCAAAGAUUUGCACAAAGAGAUACGACUGGAAGUGGACGGGAGACUCGUCGAAUUACCUCAAGUCGAAGGAAUAAUUAUUCUAAACAUUUUAAGUUGGGGUUCUGGGGCAAAUCCUUGGGGACCAGACAUCAAGGAAGACCACUUUCAAACACCGAAUCACGGGGAUGGGAUGUUGGAGGUGGUCGGAGUCACGGGUGUUAUGCAUCUUGGACAAAUCCAAUCUGGUCUCCGUACAGCGAUGAGGAUAGCACAGGGUGGACAUAUAAAAAUUCAUUUGUACUCCGACAUACCAGUACAAGUAGACGGAGAACCAUGGAUCCAGAGUCCGGGGGAUAUCGUAGUUUUGAAAUCGGCACUGACGGCCACGAUGCUGAAGAAGACCAAGGGUAAAAUGAAACGGCGUAACACAGAGUCGAGCAUGCAGCUGGCGCUUCAGGCAGCAGCCUCGAACGAUCCGGAGCCUGAACUCUUCUGAGUGUCCGAAUAUAGAGUCCCGUGCAAGCGGAUGGAUGUCACGACACGAGUAUUAUCACGUAUUUGCACGCAUAAGUGGCACGGUUGUAGCACAACACGCAACAAACGAAAUCGGCCUCGAAAUUCGUCUGUCUGACCACGGUCACGCGCUGUCACGAACUUAUUAUUUCUAGUAAGCACAAAGAGCGGAGAAAAAAAAAAAAGAAAGGGGCGAGAAAGAGAAGGAUCAUACACACGAAUAAUAUAUAUAUCUACCAUAACUGUACACUGAUAUACUGAUGCAUAUAUACAUACACAAGUGAGUACAAUUUUUCUCUUUGAUGAAUAAAAAAAAAAGAAAGAAAGAACGCAAGCGGGAGCUCCUUUAGGAAAUAAUUGAGAAGAAAAGUGCGAAAUCUGAUGAUUUUACUUAUCAUUACGCGAACCUCUCUCCGUGACCGUUAAAGAAUCCAGGAAAUGGGAGGAAAGGAAAAAAAAAAAGAAAGAAAAGAGAAAGAAGAAAAGAGGACAACAUACGCUCGUCUAUGUGGACACAUCAUUAUAUAAACUCAAGUAAUCUUUAAUGUCCUUUUUCCGAAUUGCUAGGAUGAAAACAACUAGAUCUCAUUUUUAAAUGUUAAUAAUCAUUAAUUGUAGCAUUGUACGUAGCUUUGAUCGAUAUUUUUUUAGUAAAACGAUAAAACGAUAAAAGAGAGAGGAGGAUUAAGAGAGAAGAGCGAACGAAUGCAUGAACGCGAGAGAGAGAGAGAGAGAGAGAUUUUAUGUAUGUUUUACGUAUGUAAGGGAAAAAGAAAGAAAGAGAGGGAGAGAAAGAGAAAAAUGAAGCGAAUCGUGGAAGAGUGAAAGGAGUGUUAUACAUGAUAGGAUAAUUAAAAAUCACGUUACCAAGAACAGCAGCAGUAUUGAAACAAGUUUCUCCCCGAGUUUAAUUCGCUUGACAGUCAUAUUUGCGCAUUUACGUUGUAUAGUUCGUUAUUUAGUCUCGGAAAUGCGAUCGAAAGAAAGAAGUGAGAAAAAAAAAAAAAAAAUGUAAUUGUACAUGACAUUUCGUAUUUGAUAUUUUACUAAUUUACAGUAAGUAUCAUGAUACGAAUCCCGUAAAUCACGAAUAUCGAAUACAUACAAGAUCAGUUGUUAUCUAUUAAUAUAAUAUAUAUAUAUUAAAAAAAAAAAUAUAAAUAUAUAUAUAUAUAUAAAAUAUUUAUGAUUAUAAAUAUUAAUAUAUUUACAAAAGAGUAAUGUAUUAGUAUUACAGUUUUAAGUUGUGAUAACUGUUGUGCGUCUGACUGCUGGGCAGUCUGGAAUUUAUAAGAAAAAAAAAAAAAAAAAAAAAAAAAAACAAAAAGAAACAAAUACCAGUGGCAGUCAGUUAUUUCAUAUUAUAGAAUAAACGAGAUAAUAAAAAAUAAAAAUCGAAAAGAGGGAGAAGAGAGAGUAGUAGGAUGAAUGAUGAACGAGGAGGAAAAGAGAGCGGAUGGAAAGCAAAGAGAAAAUUUAUCUGAGAUAAAGAAAAGAAAAGAAAAGAAAAGAAAAAUAGUUAAAUGUGACGCGUUUCCGGUAGGGUUUUAAAUCGGCGGCUUGAACGUUUUGCCAACUCGUCUCGAUGACGAUCUCACACGAUCUUGAAUCCCGAUUGAUUGGAUUCGUGCUUGUGACAAAAUAUUUCAUAUAUAACGAAUAAAAGUAUCACGAAAAAUUCAACGUCAAACAAAUGAAGGAAGGAGAGGGAAGGAAGGUCGGUGGCGACUUGGCAACCGUUCUCACUUCGCGGCUCUGGCAAAAAUGUUCUCUGUCCAAUCGAAGAAAGAAUCAAUUUUACCGGAGCCGCAUGGAUAGGCAAACACUACAUUCCACUGAAAACGUGGUUGCGAUAAGCAAAGAUGGACACACAUGUACAUUUCUAAACUAUGCCAAAAAAAGAAAAAAAAAAGAAACUUCUAACGUGCUAACACUUUCAACUGCUGUUUGGACACCUCUCGAUAUAUGCAGGGUUGAGACAAUUCUCUGGUGGUGAAGAAGAGAAGAAGAAGAAGAAGAAGAAGAAGAGGAAGAGGAAGAGGAAGAAGAAGAAGAAAAAGAAAAACGCGAAGCAUAGGAUCGGGAAGAUCGUCUAUGGGAAUCGUUGGUGAUUUUCGGCGUACGAUUCGUAUACACGAAGAGAGAAAGUGAUAUUCGAAGAGGCGGCUGAUUGGAUCGGGAACGAAGUGAUCGCACGCAUCGUUCCGAUUUAAACACGCACGUCGUGGAUCGUGUUCAUAUUGGACCCUUUAGUUGGCAUCAAUUCGAUUAAGAGACAAUUCCGGUGCCAAACAGUUGUACAUAAUACUGUAAAUGUAGGAGUAAAAAUGGUAACAAUAAGGGGAAAAAAGACAAAAAAAAAAAAGAAAAAAACAAACAAACAAAUCGUUAUUCCGAGCGUCUGAGAGAAAGAAAAGAAUAGAAACCAGGUGCUGUUUGUUACAUCCCGGACAUUCUAGAUGAACGAUCGUCCCUGUUUAGGAGUUAUGAUACCGAUUUUUUGGGGGGAAACAAAGGGAAAAAAAAAAAAAUAGAAAGAAAAGAGGAGAAUAAAGAAACGUGUCGCGUGCGUUCCGAUCGAUCGAAAGUUAAAAAAAAAAAAAAGAAAAGAAAACUCGACGAUGCGUUUCGCGCGCGAACCGUCGUAAAAAAAAAAAAAAAAUGUAUGGAAACGUGUCAAAUAGGAGUAGAAGAUGUGCGCGAGGGUCUUUUAAUUUUUCCGUUUUACGAGACGAGACGCUUGUAGAAAUACGCUCCUGCAUCUCUUAGCUACUUUGUAGAAUCUUUCCUUCCUCCUCUUCCUCCUUCUCCUCCCCUUCUCCCUCCCACUCUCCUCCACCCCUUAUUCCCCGAGUGUCUUCUCAAACGAGGUAUCCGAUCGCGCGGAAAAAAAGAAAAAGAAAAAAAAAAAAAAGAAACAUUUCGCCAGAGCAGAAGCAAAAUUUUUCCCUUCAACGGGAGACCGGCCAUUUUCCGGAUGAUUGGACCUUGGCCUCCCGUUUCGAACGAAAUGGAAUCCCAACAACCUGCCAACGUUACAUGGGCUCAGUCGUUCGUGCUCGGCAUCCGGCUCGAACGCGAGCACGAGCGACGUAACGGCGGCAGAUUGGAAUCGCGAUUGCAUUUGUUGAUCUGACCAAAAAAAAAAAAAAAAAGAAAAAAAAAAUGAAGCUCUAGUGUAUUCGCCGUUGCUAAUAAACCAAAAGAAAAAAGAAAAAAGAAAAAAAAAGAGGAUAGAGGAACCACACAUUAAGCUAUGAACAAUCUACGUAUAAUGAAUGUAUGUGCUAUGGAAAACAAAAAAAGAAAAAAAACAUGCUAGCUGUUACGACUGAAUUCGUUUUCCUGUCCUUUCGACACACGUGUACACUUACAUACUUACACGAAACACGUAUAUACAUGCGUGUAAGAGGAACACACACACACACAUAUAUACGGAAGUAUAUCUCUGUGCGAUCUAUUUUUUUGUCACCUAUCAGAAUUCGAAUACAGAAGAAAACGAUACACGCGGAUAACGUGAUACACGUACACAAAUACAGACGAAUACCAAUACCUUCCUCCUCCGUUUACAUUGUAUUUGUAGAAUAUAGAUUUUGCCGGAAGACGCGGUUCCGUAAAUUAUUUUCCAUCGAUUUCGAACGAAAGAGCGAGAGCGUAUUGUAAUCACACCGGGAUGAUCGGAUGAUGACACGUUUUUAGGGAUGAUUAUUAUUUUCAUUACGAGUAUAUAAUACGUUUCGUUUUCUUUUUUUCUUCUUCUUCUUCUUCUUCUUCUUCCCCAAUGUUCCAAAUCGUACACACCGCCUGUAUUACCCGUUGUAAGCUCGAAAGGACACAUGUUGUGUGUGAUCGAAUAAUAGAGAUCCGUUGUGUAACAUACAUUGUACAUACAUUGUCGAUGUAUCACGCGCACGCUGGUGUGGUAUACCGAGAAAAAAGAAAAAAAAAAAAAAAAAAAAGAAACAAAAAAAAAAACGAGAAUUGUUACCGAGUUUACGAUCCUUAUGUUUCUCUCCUGAUUGUAUUGUUUCAGACGUGCUCGACUUGCACGCGAUUAAUUUAUAUCCGCGAGGUGGGCGAGGUUUUUGGUUUCAAUCUUGUCUUGGCGUGUAUAUUACGGAAAGAGUGGAAUAUUACAUAAAUUAAUGUACACAUUA
Apis mellifera (honey bee) is the source of this 8381-nucleotide messenger RNA. RefSeq names its product diacylglycerol kinase theta. Bases 1262 to 4207 code for a protein of 981 amino acids. Gene Ontology annotation, biological process: lipid phosphorylation; diacylglycerol metabolic process; intracellular signal transduction. The transcript has 18 exons. Gene Ontology annotation, molecular function: ATP-dependent diacylglycerol kinase activity; RNA binding. The record is from RefSeq and is a predicted model, not a curated record. NCBI's taxonomy places the organism in Eukaryota, Metazoa, Arthropoda, Insecta, Hymenoptera, Apidae.